CUGAAAGAACAACAUCAAAAGAAUCAGACAAAAUAUCAUCUGUCACAACACAAAGCACCUCAGCACAAAACCCUCCACAUGUAACAACUGAGACACAGAGUGCAGCUGCAGACACAGGAUCAUCAACUGCUUUCAAACAGACUGCGGUGUCUACAUUCAGUGAAUCAGUGUCUGAUCACAACAGAAAUAAAUCAACUUCAUUGCAAUCAUCGACUCAAACGAUAGAUGAAACAAAUGAAUCAGAGAAUCAGACUGAACACGCAUCACCUCCAACGACCAAAUCAAGAGAGAUUCCAAGAACACAACAACCUCCAAUUACUGGAUCAACAACAGUUCAAGAAAACACAAAAAGUAAGUCAAUAUCCCUGUCUACACUUGACAGGAGACAAACAGAGCACAGUGGCACACAAACAAAUUAUACUCCACCAGUGACCAUCAAUCAAACUUCUACCACAACUGCAAAGCAACCUGUUGGAUCUAUAACAACUCAAGGAAGCGCAGACUCCAGGUCAAUCUAUAUGUCAGCACAAACGUCAGCUAAGAAAACAAGCAUAACACCUGCAACAACUAAAUCAAACACUCAGGAUACAGCAACAUCAUCCUCAACAACUGAACCACACACUACAACGACAGCAGCAACUACUGAAAAACAACCUACAACUACAAAACAAACCGUCAGUUCAGCAACAACAGUUUCGUCGACGACUUUGACAAUCACAGCACAAGCAGCGACAAACGCCAAUUAUGACACCUCAUCAACAGCCGGACAGGCAUCACCCACAGCUUCUACACAAAGCAAAGAAUUAUCAACCCAGCUACCAGCACAAGUUGGAGAGAAGACUACAGGGAAACAAGAGGCAGGACGAACAACGGGAACUACAGUGAACACCACACCACACACCACAGCAUCUUUAUUUACAUCUGCUCAAGAAACUACACAAACAGCUGCACACACAAUUACCCAUGAGGCACCAGAGACGGCAUCAGCAGCAUGGACAACGGAUCAGCACUCAUCCGCAUCGCAAAGUUCAGGAUCUUCCAGUUCACAACAACAACCUCAAAGUGCCUCACUGGUCCCAGUUAGCACAUCAAGAAGCACUUCAUCUUCAGUCCCAGCGCAGAGUUCAUCCCAUUCCACAGCAGAAGAAGCUCGUUCAAGUGCUUCCCCUCAGGUUAACGGGACUACAAAUAUGGAGAAGGCUACGGUGAAAUCCACAGCAGCCGAGCAUGGAAGCACAGAGACAACAGACUCCAAUUUAUACACAUCAUCAGCUGACCUCAGGCACGCAAACACAACGCAACUGGAAUACGAUGCAAGAACUUUGCCUGUUUCUCGAAACAGGACUGUGUUUUUCAAACACAGUCCGAGGGUUGUUAUUGUGGAGCCUUUAGUCUUUCAUUAUCCAGUCGUGGAGCGCAUCACGUUUUUAUCAAACGAUACAGACGAAACUGAUGGAACAACAAACCUAAUCGUAACAAGGUUUCCCAAUGGUACAAAAUGAUGAAGACAAAUUACUCGUUAAAACAUUUAUCAUAUGUUGAUGUAAAGUAAUAUUUGAGUUAAAAUUUUAUUGGGACGGUUUCUCAUAAUCUCUUUUGUUCUGUGGAGAUGUUGCGACGGCUCAGGACUUUAAAUUUAGUUCAAAAGAGCAACCUAAAUCUGGAGAGCCAAUAGGAGUACUCGCAAUAAAACUUGGUGUGGGCAUUUUACAACAUGUAGGCCACAUCCAGCUCUUUAGUUGUUCCAGACUGGCCUGCAGUGGUUAAUAGGUUAGCAAUAAAUAAAUAAAUAAAUAAAUAAAUAAAUAAAUAAAUAAAUAAAUAAAUAAAUAAAUAAAGUUUAUUUUGUAGA
Messenger RNA from Poecilia latipinna (sailfin molly), 1852 nucleotides. RefSeq lists its product as uncharacterized. The transcript is spliced from 2 exons. Lineage: Eukaryota; Metazoa; Chordata; Actinopteri; Cyprinodontiformes; Poeciliidae. The coding region runs from base 519 to 1502 and encodes 327 amino acids. The record is from RefSeq and is a predicted model, not a curated record.